AUGACUGCGAACACGAGAAACAUUGUCAUUCUGGGUGGCUCAUACGCAGGUCUAAGCGCAGCACAUUACUUUCUCAAGCACAUUCAUCCUUCGCUUCCCAAAUCUUUUGAGGACUAUCAUGUGUAUCUUGUCGAUCCAUCGACACACUUCUAUCAUCGAGUUGCCGCGCCUCGCGCUUCUGUCUCCUUCGAUCUGAUGCCCACCACGAAAAUAUUCUACGACAUCUCCAAUAACUUCAAAGGGUACAAACCAGAAGACUUCACGUUCCUCCGAGGAAAGGCGACAGGCAUGGAUACCACUCGAUGUACUGUCACAAUCCAACAUACUGGACUCGACAAAUGCAAAGAAACCGAGCUGCCGUAUCAUGCACUGAUCCUAGCAACUGGAACCAAGGCUCACCUAACGAUAUUGUCUCUCCAAGGUGGAGGUCAUGAAGAAGUCAUAGAGGCCUUUUCAGAUCUUCAUGACAAGCUGGCACACGCCAAAUCCAUCAUUGUCGCUGGAGGUGGACCAAGUGGAGUUGAGCUUGUCGGAGAGAUUGGCGAGUUCAUCAACGGUACUACGAAAUGGUUCAAGAAGAAGUCAACAAGGCCGAGAACGCAAGUCAUCUUGCUUUGUGGAUCGAAGAAGCUGCUUCCUGUGCUACGUCCAGCACUCGCUAAACAGGCCGAGGCUUACUUGGCACGCGUUGGUGUCAGUGUGAAGUACAGCUCCAGGAUAGAGUCAACAGAGAAACUGGGAAAUGGACACACCAAAUUGAACCUUGGGAAUGGGGAAACUCUCGUAUCCGACCUUUAUCUUGCAGCAACCGGUGUAACGCCCAUGACCGAAUACAUCCCUUACGAGCUUCUCGACGACCGAGGCUAUGUCAAGACCAACCAAGAGACCCUUCGCGUAGACGAGGCAGGACUUCGUGUUUAUGCCAUCGGAGACGUCGGUAAUUACAGCCGUGGCGGAAUCAUGGACAUCUAUGAGGCGAUCCCUGUUCUCAUGACCAAUCUACAGCGCGACCUUCUCGCUACGCACGAGGACGUCAACGCCAAACCGACUGGAGAUGACCGCGAAUACAAGAAGAACACAUCGGAAACACAGCUUGUACCAAUAGGCCGGUCGAAAGGCGUAGGCGCUUUCAAUGGUAACAGGUUGCCAACUCUUAUGGUGCAUAUGAUCAAGGGCAGGGACUAUCUGUCUAGUGCGGCGGUGGAAAUCGUGACAGGAACCAAGUGGCAUAAGCAAUCUGGAUGGAAGCCAACAGAUGGUUGCUUGGCCGGCAGCGAGGGUGAAGAGGAGAUGCUGAUUGCCGGAACAGACCGAGCCAACAGAUGA
Molecule: messenger RNA, 1326 nt
Organism: Aureobasidium vineae
Lineage: Eukaryota; Fungi; Ascomycota; Dothideomycetes; Dothideales; Saccotheciaceae
Source: the annotation of a GenBank genome assembly